AUGUCGACUUCCGCGCCGCACAUGGGGGACGCAGAGUGGCUGGCGGAACUGAAUGACGACCAUGCGGAUGAUGCCACGUGGGUUCUCACCAGCAGCUUCGUGAUCCUGACCAUGCAAAGUGGGUUCGCGAUGCUGGAGAUGGGUGCAGCUGCCAAAGGAAACGAGGUAAACAUCCUCAUCAAGAACGUCUACGAUGUAGUGUGUGGCGCUCUGGCCUACUACUUGUUGGGAUAUGGCAUCUCUUACGGAUCUCCAUCAAAUUCAUUUAUGGGCUUGGGUGAUUUCCUAAUGGAUGUCUCCAAUACCGACGACAUAAGACAUGGGCUCGUAUUCAGCAGCUUCAUCUUCCAGUUCAGUUUUGCAGCGACCUCCACAACUAUUGUGAGCGGAUGUCUUGCCAUGCGUUGUCGCUUCGUGGUGUAUUGCCUGUACGCUUUCUACGCGGUGCUGGUAUAUGCCUUCGUGGCACAUUGGGUGUGGUCUGAACAUGGCUGGCUGGCGAAGUUAGGCGUCCAUGACUUCGCCGGAAGUGGGCCAGUGCACUUGCUAGGUGCCACCAACGGUCUCAUCGGGGUUUUGGCAUUGGGGCCACGACAUGGACGCUUCGAUGGCACCAGGCCAGCCGAAGACUUCAGACCUUCCUCCCCUACCAGUAUCUUGAUUGGCCUUUUCAUGCUGUGGUGGGGCUGGAUUGGCUUCAACUGUGGCAGCUCCUUUGGAAUCACCGGCUCCAAGUGGGUCGUGGCCACGCGUGCAGGAGUGACGACCAUCAACGCAACAUUUGGAGGAGGGUUGACUGCCUUGCUCUACACUAAGGCGAAGUCGAAUGGGAGGCAGGUCACGCCGGACCACGUGGCCAACGGCAUCCUGGGCUCCCUCGUAGCGAUCACCGCCGGGUGCGCCUGCUGCCACCCCCCGGAGGCGCCCCUCAUCGGGGCCGUAGGCGCCCUCCUGGCCUUGCUGAGCAACGACUGGAUCCAACGGAUGAAAAUCGACGACCCGGUCGGUGCGAUGGGCGUUCACGGUGUGGCCGCGGUGUGGGGCAUCGUUGCGGUAGGUCUCUUCGCGGACGGAACCCUAAAGGGCAUCGAGGUGGCCAGCGGCCUAUUCCGAUCAGGUUCCGCGCAGCUUCUGGGUGUGCAGCUGCUCUUAGUUCUUGCCAUUCUUGGCUGGUCACUCCUUACAGUGAUGCCCUUCUUCUUGCUGGUUGGCUGGGCGGUCGGUGGAGAUUGUCGAAGACCUCGACGUGGAUUGCGAAUUGAUCCAGCAGUCGAACUGAUCGGCUUGGACCAGGUUUACCAUGGAUGCCCUGCCAAAAAGAAGAAGAAAGCGGUGGCUGAAGAGUCCGUUCCUGCCAUCGAGGUGGGUGACAUCCUCGACAAUACCGAUGAAAGCAGCGAGCUAAGCCUGCCUCAAUUGUGCGGGGUGGAGCUGUGA
Messenger RNA from Symbiodinium natans, 1437 nucleotides. Lineage: Eukaryota; Dinophyceae; Suessiales; Symbiodiniaceae. The record is from the annotation of a GenBank genome assembly.